GUCCCCCACUAAACGGUCGCCAUUUUUAUUUUCUGGCAAAACGAAUUAGUUCGUUGAGGUUGUGUGAUUAUCGUCAUAUAUAUAUAUAUAUUUUUUUUUCGUUUUUAUUAAUAUUAAAAUAAAAAUAUAUAAUAAAAGAAAAAUAGAAAGUUUUGUGUGUGCUUUGUUGUUUUUUUUUUUGGUGAAAAAAAAGAAAGAAAAAUUGAAAUUUAUCAUAAAUGAAGAUGGUAGAUAAAAUUGAAAUGAGCCUCGACGAUAUUAUAAAGCAAAAUAAAGGUGGAAGAAGCCGUGGCGGCGUUGGUGGACGACGUGGAAGAGGUAUUACCGGCGGUUCACCCCGUAGAGGAGCCCGUGGUGCCCAAAGAGCUGGCGGUGGCGUCAUGAGAGGACGUAAUCGCGGUGGAAUCGUACGAAAUUCACUUCCCUACACAAGAGGCGAUGUGAAUCUUGCAUGGAAACAUGAUAUGUUUGAUGGAGUGAAAAAAGUCGGUCGCGGCCUGAUUGGCAGCUCUGGAACCACCAAACUUUUGGUAUCCAAUCUCGAUUUUGGAGUUUCCGAUUCAGAUAUACAGGAACUUUUCAGUGAAUUUGGUCCGCUAAAAUCGGCUGCAGUUCAUUAUGAUAGAUCUGGUCGUUCUUUGGGCUCAGCCGAUGUUAUUUUCGAAAGAAGGGCAGACGCAAUUAAAGCCAUGAAACAAUACAAUGGAGUUCCUCUUGAUGGUCGUGAGAUGAAUAUUCAAGUGGCAACUUCAGAGAUUCCAGUUCCACAGACAAUUCGCAAUACAUCGAGAAUUGGAGGCGGCAAUUUUCCACAAAGAUCACAACAACGUUUCCGAGGAAGUCGAGGAAGCGGACCCACCAGAGGUCGAGGAGGCGGUGGAGCGGGACGCAGAGGUGGAAGAGGCGGUAAUCGCACAGCGACAAAAACCCCAACAGCCGAGGAACUUGACGCCGAAUUGGAAGCUUACGUUAAAGAAGUAAAGUAACGUAAAAUCGUAACAAAAAAAAAAAAAUAAUAAUAAUAAA
Molecule: messenger RNA, 1026 nt
Organism: Leptopilina boulardi
Lineage: Eukaryota; Metazoa; Arthropoda; Insecta; Hymenoptera; Figitidae
Gene: Ref1
Product: THO complex subunit 4
Exons: 5
Coding region: 219-986 (255 amino acids)
Biological process (GO): mRNA export from nucleus
Cellular component (GO): nucleus
Molecular function (GO): mRNA binding
Source: RefSeq, a predicted model, not a curated record